Molecule: messenger RNA, 2458 nt
Organism: Coffea eugenioides
Lineage: Eukaryota; Viridiplantae; Streptophyta; Magnoliopsida; Gentianales; Rubiaceae
Product: probable serine/threonine-protein kinase PBL21
Exons: 5
Coding region: 801-1955 (384 amino acids)
Biological process (GO): protein phosphorylation
Molecular function (GO): ATP binding; protein kinase activity
Source: RefSeq, a predicted model, not a curated record
CCACCGGUCCAUUAGAAUUUAUUAGCCCCACACAAACUCACGCACCAGAAGGAAGGAAGGAAGGAAGUGCGUGUGACGGUGUGAGAGAGGGGGAUAGGAAUGAUGAUGAUGACGAUGAUUUCAUCGUCGUCAUCCGACGAUAGAAAUAGAGGAGGGUCGUGAGAUCACCGUUAAAGGUGGCGCUCGAACAGGAAAAGGCGGCGUUAGAAGAAUUUUAAAGUUUGUUCUGCUCAAUUUAGUAAACAUUGCUGUCAUCAAAUCUCACACCAACCCAUCUUUACAUUUUCUUCCUCCAAUCUCACUUAACGCUCGGUCCUAAUUACCCCCUAAGUUUCAGGCAAUUCUCACCACUUUUAUAGCAACUAUCUAAUUACAUUACAAUUACCCUAUUCUUUUGUUUGCACCAUCUCUCUCUGCUUUUGUGUUUCUUAAUUAUUGAUUUCUUCUUUUUCCUUUUUCUUUGUUUUUCCCCCCCUUUUUGGACCAUACAUUUGGUUGGUGUAGAUCUGUGUGAAUUUUUGGUUUCUAGCCGGCUAGGGUUUCUCUGAUUCUUUUUUCCUUUCCCUUUUUUUUUGGGGGGAAAGGGGAGAGAAGAACAUUCUCUCUCCUUGCACGGAAAAUUUGUUGUUAUUUCGCCUGUGUUGAUGGUGUGAUGUUCGUUGUCAUGAUAAUGUAGCAGUUAAUUUUGGUAAAUUGAGGGGAAUUUUGAACGGAGCUUCUUCUGGUGUCCGUAAGUUCUGCUAUUCGUGGGUUGGACUUUGAAAUUCGAGUAUCGCAGUUAAAAAAAAAAAUCAAUAUAGAUGAGCUGCUUUCCUUGCAUGAGCCCUCGCCGUAAGGAUGUUAGGGACUAUGAUGAAGAUAUGGCCCCUCGAUCUGCUGAUUCAGGUCCGAAUGGGAGACGAGGUGGUUCCGUGGGAAGUAAACUCAGAGAAAGUAUGGCUCAGAAGACCAAUGUGGCACGUAGCUUCACUUUUAAGGAGCUUGCAAUGGCUACCCAAAAUUUCAGAGAAGCUAAUUUGAUUGGGGAAGGAGGUUUUGGAUGCGUUUACAAGGGCCGUCUGGAGUCUGGCAUGAUUGUUGCUAUCAAACAACUUAAUCUUGAAGGCCUCCAGGGUAAUCAGGAAUUCAUUGUAGAGGUUCUUAUGUUAAGUCUAUUGCAUCAUCCGAACCUUGUCAAUUUGAUCGGAUAUUGCACAGAUGGAGACCAGAGACUCUUGGUUUAUGAGUACAUGCCAAUGGGUAGCUUGGAAUAUCAUCUUUUUGACUUAGACCCUGGUAAGGAGCCACUCAGUUGGAGCACAAGAUUAAAGAUUGCUGUUGGUGCAGCGCGUGGUCUUAAAUAUCUCCAUUGCUCAGCAAAUCCACCUGUUAUUUACCGUGAUUUGAAGUCUUCAAAUAUAUUGCUGGACAAUGACUUCAAUCCGAAGCUCUCAGACUUUGGACUUGCUAAACUUGGACCUGUUGGUGACAAAACCCAUGUUUCGACACGAGUAAUGGGAACCUAUGGUUAUUGUGCACCUGAAUAUGCCAUGAGUGGGAAAUUGACUUUGAAGUCCGACAUCUAUAGCUUUGGUGUGGUUCUGCUGGAGCUUAUUACUGGCCGCAAAGCUAUUGACUGCACUAGGAAGCCUGGGGAGCAAAACCUGGUUGUGUGGUCUCGACCUUUUCUCAAGGACCGGAGAAAGUUUGUUCUGAUGAUUGACCCCCAGUUGGAUGGGCACAUUCCUCUCCGCUGUUUGCAUCACGCAGUUGCAAUUGCUGCAAUGUGCCUUCAGGAGCAACCAAGUUUCCGACCCAUCAUUGAUGAUAUUGUUGUCGCACUUGAAUACCUAGCCUCUCAAGUAGAUAAAUCAGAUUCUCAUAAAGGCACAUCUUGCAAUCAGCACCCGGCAGGCCUUGAUGUUAAUCUGGAAGAGAAAAAGAAAGAUUUGGUUAACUAUUCUGCUGCCUUUUAAUUCUUAGUCGUUUUAAGAUGCUUGAGGUUUGUGGUGCUGAUGCACUUCUUUUUUGGGGCUUAACCAGAAGGUGGCUUUGGAGGACUUAUAACAAUAAGAAGUUGAGGGAAAGAAUCCUUAUUUCUGGUUUUGACAAAAGAGUAAGGUGCAUGACUGCUUGCGGAUAUUUAUACAUGAUUGGUAUCCUGUAAAGUGUAAGAAGGAUGUAAAGGGAUUCUAACAUCAUUUAAUAGCUUGAUUUUCCAACCAAAACUGGCUGAGUUAAAUUGCAUUUGUUUUAGCAAAGUCCGUGUAAAUAUUACAUUUUGAAACUCGGACGCAGAAGCCCUGCUGGUGGGCUGAAAGGAGUAGCGUUGAUCAUCUUCUUCUUUUCCAUCAGAAAACGUUCACUAGUCUGUACAGUGGUGAUACCAGAACUUGUCAUCUCUUCUAACCUAGAAUGUGUUGAGAACUUCAAACAUUACGUAGAAUUUUGUGUCAUGCAAUUCCUGUGUUACUUUCUA